GCAAAACCCGCUGUCAUCCGCGGAACGACAGCGUUUAAUGCUUCUCCCGUGCGAGCUUAGACAACUAGUGAGCCCAAAAAUGUCUCCGGCCGGUGAACUACGGUGGCUCUGCCGCAUAAUCGACGACUCUCUCAACCCUUACACAGAACCACAAGCAUUCAUUCCGACGAGCCAAAAGAACGAGAAGGAAAUUCUCAUCGCUUCUUCUCAGGUUAUAAGAAAAAUUCAGCUGCGGAUUCGUGAAUUUGAUUCUGAUUCGAAUAAAGAGGAAUUGCGCGGUUCGGAGCAGCAUUGUUCCGGUCAUCAAUGUCUGCUGAAAAUCUUAACCAAAUUGGUGAAUUUGUUAACUGUUAAGAGUGAAUUUGUUCAACAUGUUGCUGUUAACGCUCUUGUUUUAAUUUCGGAAUUCGUGUUCACUACGGGGAACAAUUGGGAUGAUUUCAUUCAUUUUUUGUGUGUUUCGUUGGAAAUGGCUUUUACUAGAAUGCUCUCGUGUUUGCAUGAAAAUCAUAAGUUUGAUUCUCCUGAUGUUGAUUUCAUGCUGCAACAUGGGCUGAGGAGUUGUGAUUGGUCGACUGUCGCUGGUAUUGUUGGAGUGCUUCGUGUUAUAUGUAAACAUUUGAAGGAGGACUAUGAUGAUGAACUUGUCAAAGUGUAUUUUGACUCUGUUAAUUCUUGUCUUUUGAAAAUGCCUUGGAAUUUGUUGGAUGAGUGUUGGAGUUGUGACAUUGCUAGCAUGAAGAAAGGCGUGACAGUGAAUCAACCGUGUCUCAAUAAUUUCAGUGCUAUGGAUCUUGGAAGCAGAUUUCUUGGGACUUUUCUCCAGUUACUAUGCACUUUGGUUGACCGGGAUAAUUUUGUGGAAACCGGUUGUGAUUCUGCCAACAAACAUCCACUAUUUGUCACAAUAAUGAAUCUUGUACCUAGACUUGUAAAGUGGUGUCUCCCCAAGCAAGAAGAUAGCGCUGAGACUUGCAUCAGCCAUUACAUGAAACAUAAAUUGCUGAUUCUGAUGACCAGGCUUGGCUCACUCAUGUGUCUGGACAGUUCAGACUAUUUUUCUUGGCUUGAAAUCCUUCAUAGCUACUUUCAAGAGCUUUUGCUACAACCUUUAACUCAAUUUAUGUCUGAUGAAGGUGAUUGUCUGGAAGGCUCUCCAUUUUUAUUGACUUUGUCUGAUGGAGAAGCAUAUGGGUCGUCUUCCAGCCACCUACAAAGACAAGCCAUUUUCCUCUUACUGGAUUGUUCUGUCAAUUUGAUCAGUCAAAGAGGAUCAAAGGAAAACCAUAGUGAUUUUUCAACUUUAAGCUCAUGUUUUACUAACAACCCAGAUCCGGAGCAUGAUCACUUAUGUAUAAAAAAGGGAUUACUAGAGCUUUACAAGUGGGUUCAAGAACAUCUUCCAAGUGAGGUCUCUAUCAACCAUGAAAACUACUCCGAGAUAUGUAUGAACUUCAUGUCAUCUUUUCUCCAGCUAUAUCUUCGUGAGGAUGAUCUAUUGUUUGAAGUGCUUUUGCAAUUGCUUAGCAUUUCAUCUCUCCAGCAACAGUUUGGAAGAAAAGGUGUUGCAUAUCAAGAUGUAAAAAGAGAUUUUCCUUUUGAUCUGUCUGAAAUUUUUAAUCCUUUUCACCUUUUCCACCUGUUUCUUUCCGAGAUACAUUAUGAUCAUCAAGUGCUUCUUGACUAUCUCAUUUCAAAAGAUACUGGAAUUAGCUGUGCUAAAUAUCUUCUGAGAUGCAUGCAUUUGAUAUGCAACUCAUGGAAAUUAUUUGUGGAAUUUCCAUCAUCUGGAGAACUUUUAAAUCAAUCAUCUUGCAAGAGAAGAAAACUUUUAGGGGAUGGUCUACAGUUUGUUGCAGAUGAAACACCUUCUUCAGUUGACAAUAACGGAAGUAUUGAAUUGAAUAUCAAGAAUUUUAAGGCUGACUUCAAGCACCGUAAUAUUGAACAAUUCAAGAAAGCUGCAGAAUGUUUACUAUCUUUGAACAAUUCCAUUGGAAAUCUUCAUCAAAAGAGCCUGUUUCCAUAUAAUCCUGAAGUGCUUCUGAGACGUCUAAGAAAAUUUCAAGAGUUAUGCUGCCAGGAAAAGUUAUUCGACGGACAGAAAACUUGAGUAAUUAACUGAACUACUUGAAUCUUGCCAAUCUUGUGAUUAUUGAUGGUUAUAGAACUACAUAUUUGGUAGUGGUAGCAUUGAUGGACAGAAAGGAGAGAGAAAUGGCUGCUAGUAGUGUCCUUAUAAUCUUGGGCCACUCCACAUGUUUUGAGUUUUCGAGAGAGAAAGGAGAGAAAAAUGGCUGCUGGUAUGUGAUAGCAUGGAUAUCGAGUGCAUAGAAUCUAAAAUCGCGAUGUAUACUAUAGGAUUUUGUGCCUUGUUCCUGCCACUGUUUCCAUUCUUGAAGGGUGAGCAAUGCUGUAAUGCUUUGGAGAUUAUACCCACGACCAAUCCCUAGCUGGAGGGGUUGCAGUCUACACAGGCAAGGGAGGAGGAUCCAAGUCCGAAAGAGAAGUCACAUACUUUUAGAGGUUCAAUUGUCUAAUCAUGAGUAAACCAUAGGUGAACGGUAUUUAUAAUCCAAAAGUUGUAUACAUGCAUGUAAAAUAAACAAUCCGGAGAUUUCUAUAAGAGAGUGCAACAACAUACUCUUUAUUAUUAGUUAAAAUUCAUAUAAGUCACACCAAAUUAUUUAGUAGGUCA
Trifolium pratense (red clover) is the source of this 2698-nucleotide messenger RNA. RefSeq lists its product as uncharacterized. NCBI's taxonomy places the organism in Eukaryota, Viridiplantae, Streptophyta, Magnoliopsida, Fabales, Fabaceae. The record is from RefSeq and is a predicted model, not a curated record. The coding region runs from base 38 to 2113 and encodes 691 amino acids. The transcript is spliced from 13 exons.